AUGUUCCACCAUGGCGAUUCGCCCUCCCCGCGACGCGAUCAAUACACCAUCGCCUGGAUAUGCGCGCUGCCUAUUGAGAUGGCAGCGGCUCAAGCCGUGUUAGAUGAGAUUCACGAAUCUCUGCCUAUCCAUGCAGACGACAGCAACACUUACGUACUGGGAAGCAUCAAGGGACACAAUGUCGUUAUUGCGUGUUUACCGUCAGACCAGUAUGGAAUAAUUAACGCGGCAAACGUCGUGACAAAUACGAGGCGAACGUUCACCGCAAUCCGAGUGGGUUUGAUGGUCGGGAUUGGUGGUGGCGUGCCGGGUAAGGUUGAUGUACGAUUGGGUGACAUCGUUGUCGGAAGCAGGGUGAUGCAAACCGAUCUUGGAAAAAUCGUCAGAGACGGCAAGUUGGAGCAUACAGGGAUCCCUAGGCUUCCUCACCAAUUGCUUGGGACAGUCGUGUCUACCCUCCGUGCGAAACACGAACUGGGGCCGAGUCGAGUCCCAUCUAUCCUACAGCAGAAGCUAGAAGAAUAUGGGUACGGUCAUCCGAGAUCACCAGAUCGUCUCUUCCUCGCGGCGUAUCAUCACGAAGGUUCAGCGGUCAAUUGUGACGAAUGCGACCAUUCAAAGCUGGUGCCACGAACCGCAAGGAUGUCGGAUGAUCCAAUGGUUCAUUACGGUGCGGUCGCUUCAGGGAGCCAAGUCAUGAAAAACGGCGUUAUCCGGGACGAAGUUGCUAGACAACUGAAUGUCAUAUGCUUCGAAAUGGAGGCUGCUGGCCUGAUGGAUAUUCUACCUUGUCUACCAAUCCGGGGGAUCUGCGACUACGCUGAUUCUCAUAAGAGCAAAGAAUGGCAAAAAUAUGCUGCAGCAACUGCAGCCGCAUACGCAAGGGAGUUGCUCGAAGAACUACCUGUGAUCGAAGCGUAUGGAAAAGAGGCAGACGUACUCAAUCCUGAUCAUUGUCCAUCGCAAGAACGGGCGAGCUUUCUAGAUUCUCUCAAGUUCGAGCAAAUUGAUGCUCGUAAAUCAAGCAUUGAGACGGCUCACGCCAAAACAUGUCGAUGGUUCCACAGUCAUCCUGACUACAAAGCGUGGCUGGAUCCAGCAAAAUUGACGCAACAUCAUGGUUUUCUAUGGAUUAGUGGUAAGCCCGGUGCUGGCAAGUCAACAAUCAUGAAGUUCGCAUACUUGAGCAUGAGGAACAAGGCCCGCCACAAUAAUGCCAUCAGUGCCUCCUAUUUCUUCAACGCUCGUGGCGAACUGUUGGAAAAGUCAAUUUCCGGGAUGUAUCGAUCAUUGCUGCUUCAGCUGCUUCAAGGAUUCCCUGACUUACAGACGGUUUUGGACGAUCCCGAGCUCGUUUCCCAAUGCCAGAAUGCCUGCCCUUCCUUGAAUGUUCUCAAGGACCUCCUUUUCAACGCGGUGUCUGCUCUCGGUCAACGCUCGUUUACCUGCUUCGUCGAUGCGCUCGACGAGUGUGAUGAACAACAAGUCGUGGACAUGAUCCAGUACUUUGAGGACCUUGCAGAACACUCCGUGACCAAAGGGGUGCCGCUCCGAAUCUGCUUCUCUAGUCGACAUUAUCCCUACAUUACCAUUCAACGGGGAAUUCGACUUACACUAGAGCAUCAGCCGGGUCAUGCGGAAGACUUGGAGGCUUAUGUCUCGAGCCGCCUCCGAAUCGAAGACACUGCGCUUUUCGAAGAGCUACGACCCCAAAUUCUCGGUAAAGCUGAUGGUGUUUUCAUGUGGGUCGUACUAGUUGUCGAUAUUCUCAACAAAGAGUAUCGUAGAGGUGCAAUGGCCCUGAGAAGGAGACUCGCAGAAAUCCCAAGUCAUUUGAGCGACCUGUUCAAAGACAUCUUGAGACGUGACAAUGAGAAUAUGGAAGAACUUCUGCUUUGUAUUCUCUGGAUACUUUGCGCAAAGCGGCCUUUGCAACCGAAGGAGUUCUAUCAUGCUCUCUGGUCUGGUUUGACAUCGCAGGGUAUGGUUGAUUACGUCGAUAGCGAAAUCCCAGAUGUCUCAGUCCCAGCUACAAGUGGCAGCGUCUCCCGAUGUCAUAGAUAUGUUAUUAGCUGCUCAAAGGGACUUGCUGAGGUCACAAAAUCCGAGCGGCCAUCAGUUCAAUUCAUUCACGAGUCUGUUCGAGACUUCUUUAUCAAAGACAACGGUCUGCAUGAGUUGUGGCCCGAACUUGGGUUCAACUGGGAAAGUCUAAGCCAUGAGAAACUCAAACAUUGUUGCAACAUCUAUAUGACUCAUACCGUUGUGCGAACAUUUGUUAGCCACCAGCUGUCGGAGCCAAAAUCGAAUAGUCGGACGGAAAUUUCGAACAAGUACCCGUUUCUGGAGUAUGCCUGUCAGCAUAUCCUCUACCAUGCCAACGCUGCGGCCAAAGUGGUUCCUCAAGACGAUUUUCUGUCUUUCUUUGAUAUUCCCCACUGGGUCAGUAUCCACAAUCUCUUCGAAAAGUUCAAGAUUCGCAAAUAUAGCCGAGAAGCAAACCUCUUCUACAUCCUCGCAGAAAGAGGACUCCCCGAGCUCAUCCGUACAAGGCUUAAAGAGGACCCAGACAUCGAUGUUCUUGGGGAGAGAUAUAGGUACCCGCUAUUUGCUGCUUUAGCCAGUGGUAACAGAGACACUGUUGCGGCUCUUUUGAACUCGUCUUCGAACAUUUAUGACGGAGUCGACAUUAUGGAGGGCCUCAACUAUAGGCAAGCCUUGAAGGAAUAUAAAAAUCGAACACCGCUAUCUUGGGCUGCUCAGGACGGUCGGGCAGUGAUUGUUAAGUUACUUCUCCGAACAAGAACGACCGUCAAUGGGGUGGAUAGAGGAGGUCAAACGCCUCUUUCACUAGCCUCAGGACUUGGCCACGAAGUCGUGGUGAAGCUUCUUAUCGACCAAGGAGCAGAUGUCAACGCGAACAAUAAAAAUGGAUCGACACCACUUUCAUGGGCCUCAGAGAAGGGCUAUGAGGUUAUAGCGAGGCUUCUUAUCGACCAAGGGGCAGAAGUCAACGCUAGUGACAAUUCUAGACGGACACCGCUUUCUUGGGCCUCAGAGAUGGGCUAUGAGGUUAUAGCGAGGCUUCUUAUCGACCAAGGAGCAGAUAUCAACGCUAGUGACCAUUGGGGACGGACACCGCUUUCUCGGGCCUCAAUGAAUGGCCAUGAGACUGUAGCGAGGCUUCUUAUCGACCAAGGAGCGGAUGUCAACACGAACGAUGAAUCUGGAUUGACAUCACUAUCAUGGGCCGCAAUGAAUGGCCAUGAGGCUGUAGCGAGGCUUCUUAUCGACCAAGGAGCGGAUGUCAACGCGAACGGUGAAUCUAGAUCGAUACCACUUUCAUGGGCCUCAAUUAAUGGCCAUGAGACUGUAGCGAGGCUUCUUAUCGACCAAGGAGCGGAUGUCAACACGAACGAUGAAUCUGGAUUGACAUCACUAUCAUGGGCCGCAAUGAAUGGCCAUGAGGCUGUAGCGAGGCUUCUUAUCGACCAAGGAGCGGAUGUCAAUGCGAACGAUGAAUGUGGAUCGACACCACUUUUAUGGGCCUCAACGUAUGGCUAUGAAGCUAUGGCGAGGCUUCUUGUCGACCAAGGAGCGGAUGUCAACGCGAACGAUGAAGUUGGAUUGACACCACUUUCAUGGGCCUCAGAGAAGGGCUAUGAGGUUAUAGCGAGGCUUCUUAUCGACCAAGGGGCAGAAGUCAACGCUAGUGACCAUUGGGGACGGACACCGCUUUCUCGGGCCUCAGAGAAGGGCUAUGAGGUUAUAGCGAGGCUUCUUAUCGACCAAGGGGCAGAAGUCAACGCUAGUGACCAUUCUAGACGGACACCGCUUUCUUGGGCCUCAGAGAAGGGCUAUGAGGUUAUAGCGAGGCUUCUUAUCGACCAAGGAGCAGAUAUCAACGCUAGUGACCAUUGGGGACGGACACCGCUUUCUCGGGCCGUAUUGAAUGACCACGAGGUCGUAACGAGGCUUCUUAUCGACCAUGGGGCAGAUGUCAAUGCCGCUGGCAUAAACCAUGGCCUCUACAACAAAACCUGA
Molecule: messenger RNA, 4044 nt
Organism: Penicillium riverlandense
Lineage: Eukaryota; Fungi; Ascomycota; Eurotiomycetes; Eurotiales; Aspergillaceae
Exons: 2
Coding region: 1-4044 (1347 amino acids)
Biological process (GO): nucleoside metabolic process
Molecular function (GO): catalytic activity; protein binding
Source: RefSeq, a predicted model, not a curated record